AUGAUGAAUGAUUCAUCGAACCAAACGACCCUACGAGAGUUCCAAGUAACCCUCGAUGGUACGGUUCAAUCGCGAAUACCUGGCUCUCCUAGCCUCUGUCAGUUCUUGUCUCAGAUUAUACAAUUUGAGUGGCAUCAGCUAUUGAUAUCAGGCGAAGAAAGUUUUAUGGAGCAAAUUUACGAGGCUUCUUGGGAUGAGCCUUCAUAUCAGUGGGAGGAGCUGGGAAUUUCGUGGAUUAACUGGGAUCAACAUCGCGAUGCACUUCUCCAGCUCUCAAAGCUUCGUAUUCUAAUGUUCUCUUACGCCACAGUGACUAUUAGUGGUGAGCGGUCAAUAGUUACAACUUGUAAAGAGGAUGCGCUUAGUCUCGCUGAGAGGAUCUUUACUGGUUUCCAAGAACAUGCGAAGAAACAGAAGAGGGAUUCAAACCUAAGAUAUGUUGGUAUUGAUGCAUGGGUCUUCACUUGUAUUUGGUUGCCCUCUUCAGAGCUCAAUGAUGGGCGCACUGGAGCUGAGGUCGUGCAGCUUGAUAAGGAAGAAGCUAUAACGUUUGAUUUUAUACGAAUGAACGAAAAAUUGGAGAUUGGGAAGUAUAGGUUGGGUAGGAGAUAG
Molecule: messenger RNA, 612 nt
Organism: Botrytis byssoidea
Lineage: Eukaryota; Fungi; Ascomycota; Leotiomycetes; Helotiales; Sclerotiniaceae
Exons: 2
Coding region: 1-612 (203 amino acids)
Source: RefSeq, a predicted model, not a curated record